AUGGCCGUCGACAGCCGUCACCACCCCUACGUCCUAGUCCACCAGAACGAUUCCUAUGUGUCCAUUGUUCCUAUGCACUGCGCCGCGCUGAAGAGCCAGUGUGCUCAUCUUGCGGAUCGACUCCGCGAUAACCUUGGCACUGAUGCUCUUGUUGCUGUGGCGAAAUUGAUUGAUCAGAUUGUGGCUAACUCGUGCUUUUAG
This is a messenger RNA of Penicillium hordei, 201 nucleotides long. RefSeq lists its product as uncharacterized. The transcript has a single exon. The record is from RefSeq and is a predicted model, not a curated record. The coding region runs from base 1 to 201 and encodes 66 amino acids. NCBI's taxonomy places the organism in Eukaryota, Fungi, Ascomycota, Eurotiomycetes, Eurotiales, Aspergillaceae.